Messenger RNA from Rotaria sp. Silwood1, 324 nucleotides. Lineage: Eukaryota; Metazoa; Rotifera; Eurotatoria; Philodinida; Philodinidae. The record is from the annotation of a GenBank genome assembly.
AUGCAAGAGUUAAAUCAAUUAAAAGCUGAAUUAAUAGGCAAAUUUUGUUUUGGGCGUGAUUCACAUGCAUCCUUUCAACUCUAUCGAUCAGGUGUUUAUGAUGAACCAGCAUGUUCAUCAAUACAAGAUGAUCAUUGUGCCUUAGUUGUUGGUUUCGAUGCUACGGAUACUCAACUCUAUUAUAUUGUUAAAAGUUUCUGGAAAACAUCAUGGGGUAACGAUGGUUACAUCUGGAUGAGUCGAAAUAAGAAUAAUCAAUGUGGUAUUGCCACGAGAGUGAGUUAUCCGCUUGUUGCACACUGGCAUUUAUUUUGUGAUCUAUAA